Xenopus laevis (African clawed frog) is the source of this 1889-nucleotide messenger RNA. It is a transcript of the gene dnajb14.S, whose product is annotated as DnaJ heat shock protein family (Hsp40) member B14 S homeolog. Gene Ontology annotation, cellular component: endoplasmic reticulum membrane. Gene Ontology annotation, molecular function: Hsp70 protein binding. The record is from RefSeq and is marked provisional. Gene Ontology annotation, biological process: cellular response to misfolded protein. NCBI's taxonomy places the organism in Eukaryota, Metazoa, Chordata, Amphibia, Anura, Pipidae.
GAAGCCCCGGCAUCAUGGAGAGCAAUAGAGACGAGGCCGAACGUUGUGUUCGGAUAGGAAAGGCGGCCAUAGAGGCGGGAGACAAAGAGAAAGCCAGGAGGUUCUUCAGCAAAGCAGAGAGACUGUACCCGAGCAGCGAGGCCCGAGUUUUAUUGGACGCUCUUGAAAAAAAUGACACAGCGGGAAAUGGACCACAAAGUGAAAAAAUGUCAAAGAGUACAGAACAACCCAAAGCUGAGAAAGAUAGCAGUGGAGAUACAGGAAAGGGUCACACACAGGACCAGGUGGAUGGAGUACAAAGGAUAAAGAAAUGCAAAACAUAUUAUGAAGUAUUAGGUGUUAGUCCUGAUGCUGGAGAGGAGGAUUUAAAAAAGGCCUAUCGAAAGCUGGCUCUGAAGUUUCAUCCUGAUAAAAACCAUGCGCCUGGUGCCACAGAAGCAUUUAAAAAAAUUGGAAAUGCCUAUGCAGUGUUGAGUAAUCCUGAGAAACGCAAGCAAUACGACCUUACUGGAAGUGAGGAUAACGUGCAGAACAAUCAUAGAAAUGGUGGCUUUGACUACCACAGAGGCUUUGAAGCAGACAUAACACCUGAAGAUUUGUUCAAUAUGUUUUUUGGUGGAGGCUUUCCAUCAGGAAGCGUGCAUACAUUUUCCAACGGACGGACUAGGUACAGCCAUCACCAGCAUCAUCAUCAUAGUGGCCAUGAUAGAGAAGAAGAAAGGGCAGAUGGUGGUUUCUCCAUGUUUAUCCAGCUGAUGCCUAUAAUUGUUUUGAUUCUUGUGUCCUUGCUUAGCCAAUUGAUGGUCUCCAACCCUCCAUACAGUUUAUAUCCAAGAUCUGGUCAAACGAUUAAACGUGUAACAGAAAACCUUCAAAUUUCCUACUACGUGAGCAAGGAUUUUAAGUCUGAAUACAAUGGCAUGUUGCUCCAAAAAUUAGAGAAAAACAUUGAAGAAGAUUAUGUGGCCAAUGUCCGAAAUAACUGCUGGAGAGAAAGGCAACAGAAACAAGAUUUACUACAUGCUGCAAAAGUAUAUCGAGAUGAGAGACUAAGAAUGAAAGCAGAAUCAAUAUCUAUGGAAAAUUGUAAAGAACUUAAUCGACUCACAUCACUUUUCCGAGGUGGAUGAAACACAAAGAUUAUUGCUCCAUUUCUUUGGACAUCCUGUUUCAUAUAAAAUACAAGCUAAGUGCUCUACCAUGACUGGCCAUACAGGGAGUAUAAUAUGAACCGUUCAUCCGGCUAAUUUCAGGCUUCUUAAACAUCCUGAUAACUUGAGUCACAGGGUCCAUAUUUUUUUUUUUUUUUUACCAUUGGUUUAUUAAAGUCCCAUAAAAAUGAAUUUCAGACACGGCAUUGGAAUCUUGAAUAUACGAAGGGCAUGUAAAUAUUUCACUUAAUUUUAUUGUAUAUAAGAGUCAAGAAUUUUCUAUGUACAUAGUUACAGAUGUGAUUGGAUCAGAUUUUCAUACUAUUCCAUUAAAUAUGACUAGAUUUAAAACUGUGAAAAUAAGUUCUAUUUAAUUGUGUAGCUUUUAAAAUAUUCUUAAACAAUUUAAAAGGUGCUUACGGCCACUUUCUUGAGUUAAUUUUGCGAUCCUAAGUCUUCCCCUAAUAGUUAAGCACUCACAUUGUUUCUAGUGAUCUUGCUUGCUCAAAAAAUCAGGCUCCAUUGAUUGAAUAGUUUGAUCUGCCAGACAAAGAAGAGAAGCUGGACGUACAUGAAACAAUUUGGUUGUUUGGACCAACUGAACUGUGGACCAGCCACUGAUUUUACUGAACAAGCAGUUGAUAUAGGACUGCAGAAAGAAAGCGUAAAUAAGUUAUUGUUUUUGUGCCUGUUAUUUAAAAAAAAAAAUAACAUUCAAUAAAACUGGAUUUUGUUUAA